This is a messenger RNA of Zingiber officinale, 2004 nucleotides long. Its product is annotated as boron transporter 4-like. Lineage: Eukaryota; Viridiplantae; Streptophyta; Magnoliopsida; Zingiberales; Zingiberaceae. Gene Ontology annotation, cellular component: plasma membrane. The record is from RefSeq and is a predicted model, not a curated record. The coding region runs from base 1 to 2004 and encodes 667 amino acids. The transcript has 13 exons. Gene Ontology annotation, molecular function: solute:inorganic anion antiporter activity. Gene Ontology annotation, biological process: transmembrane transport; monoatomic ion homeostasis; monoatomic anion transport.
AUGGAUCACUGCAACACUCCCUUGAGUGGGAUUAUCGAGGAUGUCAAAGGAAGAUUAUCAUGCUAUAAGGAAGACUGGAAAUGCGGACGUCAUACUGGCUUAAGGAUAUUGGCUCCAACAAUGUAUAUCUUCUUUGCUUCUGCACUUCCUGUUAUUGCCUUCGGUGAACAACUAAGCAAAGAUACUGAUGGAUCUCUAAGCACUGUGGAAACUUUAGUUUCUACAGCUAUCUGUGGCAUCAUACAUUCAGUGCUUGGUGGGCAACCAAUGUUGAUUGUAGGUGUGGCAGAGCCAACAGUAAUUAUGUACACAUAUCUGUACAGUUUUGCUAAAGGACGUGAAGGCCUUGGACCACGUUUAUACUUGGCUUGGACAGGAUGGGUCUGCAUUUGGACAGCUUCUAUUCUAUGUUUCCUUGCAAUUUUCAAUGCUGCUUCAAUCAUUAGCAGAUUCACAAGGGUUGCUGGAGAACUCUUUGGGAUGCUGAUAACAGUUCUAUUCUUUCAAGAAGCUAUUAAGGGAAUUAUAAGUGAGUUCAGACCACCUAAAGGAGAAGACCAAACGCUACCAGCCUACCAGUUCCAGUGGUUAUAUAUAAAUGGAUUGCUAGGCAUCAUAUUCACGUUUGGACUUGUUUUUACUGCAUUAAGAAGCAGAAGCGCAAGGUCAUGGAGUUAUGGCACAGGGUGGUUUAGAAGUUUCAUUGCUGACUAUGGGGUUCCUUUUAUGGUAUUGCUAUGGACAGCAAUGUCAUAUGCUAUUCCAAAGGAGGUUGAAACUGGAGUUCCCAGAAGGCUCUUUACCCCUCUACCAUGGGAUCCUAAAUCGUUGCACCAUUGGACCGUUGCGAAGGACUUGUUUUCUGUUCCUCCAUUGUACAUAUUUGUUGCUAUCAUACCUGCUAUUAUGGUUGCCGGACUCUACUUCUUUGACCAUAGUGUAGCUUCACAGUUGGCACAACAGAAGGAGUUUAAUUUGAAAAGGCCAUCUGCUUAUCAUUAUGACAUUUUGAUCCUAGGUUUCAUGGUUCUUGUUUGUGGGUUGCUUGGUAUACCCCCUUCAAAUGGAGUUCUUCCACAGUCCCCUAUGCACACCAAGAGCCUCUCGGAUCUUAAGAGACAGGUUAUGCGCAAGAAGAUGGUUGAAAGUGUGCAAGAAAGCGUGAAGCAAAAUGCUAGUAAGUCAGAGAUAUAUGGGAAGAUGCAAGAUAUUUUCAUAGAGAUGGACAAGGGGAAUUCAACCAUGGAAGUAGAUAAGGAAUUGAAGAAUCUGAAGGAUGCAGUUAUGAGCAACAACACAGCUGAAGAGGAGGCUAAAGAAACAUUUGAUCCAGUAAAGCACAUAGAUGCCCACUUGCCUGUUCGGGUGAACGAGCAAAGACUGACCAAUCUUUUGCAGUCCCUUCUAGUUGGAGCUUGUCUUGGAGCAAUGCCUAUCAUCAGAAUGAUACCUACAUCACUUCUCUGGGGAUAUUUUGCUUAUAUGGCUCUUGAUAGUCUCCCUGGAAAUCAGUUCUGGGAGAGGAUACUGUAUUGCCUCGUCUCUCCUGGACGAAGAUACAAGGUUUUGGAAAGCGUCCAUGCUUCCUAUGUGGAAUCAGUGCCCUUCAAACAAAUUGCCAUCUUCACUGGUUUUCAGCUUGCUUAUUUGCUGUUGUGCUUUGGUGUGACAUGGAUACCUAUAUUUGGAAUCCUAUUCCCACUGCCAUUCUUCCUUCUCAUUAGCAUCAGAGAGCAUAUCAUGCCUAAAUUCUUCCAUGGACAUCACCUUCGGGAGUUGGAUGCAGCUGAAUAUGAUGAAGUUCCUUCCGUCCAUCGUCAUGCCUCCUCGGUCUCAUUCUCUGAAACAGACGCGUCUCCAGACGGUAACGAGGAUCAAAUAGACAUAUGUGAUGCUGAAAUAUUGGACGAGCUCACCACCCAUAGAGGAGAACUCAAACAUAGAACCAAAAGCAUCAGCGAGGAGAGGUCCUCCCAGGUUUUCCCGAAGGAGCAAAUGCAAUGA